This is a messenger RNA of Trichomonas vaginalis G3, 1278 nucleotides long. RefSeq names its product phosphoprotein phosphatase protein. The record is from RefSeq and is a predicted model, not a curated record. The transcript has a single exon. Gene Ontology annotation, cellular component: cytoplasm; nucleus. Gene Ontology annotation, molecular function: protein serine/threonine phosphatase activity. Bases 1 to 1278 code for a protein of 425 amino acids. NCBI's taxonomy places the organism in Eukaryota, Parabasalia, Trichomonadida, Trichomonadidae.
AUGUUUCCUUAUCCAGACGUUAUCCCUCAGAUUCAAAAACUUUAUUCAGUUUACGAGAAUCUUUGGAAUAUAGAUACCACAAACUACGAACUGGGACAGAAUCGAUUAAUUCUCCCUAUAGUUCCAGAACAAUUAUUAAAUGAUAUCUGCCGAGGAGUUAAUACCAUCGUAUUAAGCGAGCCUGUCGUUCUUAGGCUCAAUGAAAAAUGCAUAGUUAUUGGAGAUCUUCACGGUCAUAUUUUAGAUUUAUUCAGAGUUUUAAAGAAAUUCGGCCCACCUCCAAAAACAACAUAUAUUGUUCUCGGCGACAUUGUAGACAGAGGCGAUUUCAGCUUAGAGACUGUUACAGUCCUUUUCGUUUUAAAGGCUUUAUAUCCGCAAAAUAUUUAUAUAAUUCGCGGCAAUCACGAAUUCGCUGCCAUGUUCCAGUAUAACGGAUUUUCCAAACAGUUAGAUGAAAUGUAUGGCAAUCAUUUAGUUACCUAUGCUUUUGCUAACGCUUUUGCUUGUCUUCCUAUGGCUAUCCUUCUAUUUGACAAGAUUUUUUGCGUUCAUGGCGGCAUAGGUGAAGGAUUUACAUCGAUAUCGCAGCUUGAAAACAUUCAAAGACCAGUUGUAAACUACAUUAACGAUCCAGUAAUCAGUGCUGUAUGGAGUGAUCCUUCUUUAACUCUAGAAGAAGGUUUUGCACCUUCGUCACGCGGAAUCGGCUUUUUCUUUAGCGAAAAAGAGUUUAAUAAGUUCAUGGAUUCUCAAAACUUGAAUCUUUUCGUAAGAGGCCAUGAACCAUGCGAAACAGGAGUACAAUUUAUAUUCGGCGGGCGCUUUGUUACAGUUUUUGGAGCAAGCAAUUACUGUAAUGCGAUGAAUAACAAGUCCGGAGUGCUUCAUAUCCAAGAUGGAGAUAAAUGGUCGACGACAUUAUUUGGUCCUCUUAAAUAUAUCAACAGAAGUAAUGCAAUUUUCUCAGAAUGCGAUAAUAACGAAAAUUAUUCCAUUUCAUUAUCAUCAAAAGGCUUCAAAACUCAGAAAUCAUUACCAAUGCUUUCAAAGCCUACCAAAGUCCAACCAAGAAGAAAUUCCGAAGCAUCUCCUUUAUUGAAGAGAUCAAAUUCAGCUUCGAGGAACAGUUUAAGACUGGCAAGCCCACACAAGCUUUUCUCGUCUACUCCUGACCUUUCUUUCCAUGAUGAUACUUGUCAUUCUCCUUUAGUUUCGAUGACCGACUCUUUCAUCAUUUCGCCCAAUGGAAAGAGGAUAUCUCCUCUACAUAAGUGA